Aspergillus thermomutatus is the source of this 2091-nucleotide messenger RNA. RefSeq lists its product as uncharacterized. The transcript is spliced from 8 exons. NCBI's taxonomy places the organism in Eukaryota, Fungi, Ascomycota, Eurotiomycetes, Eurotiales, Aspergillaceae. The coding region runs from base 1 to 2091 and encodes 696 amino acids. The record is from RefSeq and is a predicted model, not a curated record. Gene Ontology annotation, molecular function: DNA-binding transcription factor activity, RNA polymerase II-specific; zinc ion binding. Gene Ontology annotation, biological process: regulation of DNA-templated transcription.
AUGGGCUCCUCAACCAUGCAUAAGGCCUGUGAUACAUGUCGAGCCCGAAAAAUCCGAUGCAGGCCACUGGCAGAGUCUGCUUGCGAGUUCUGUAUCGCCAAACGACUCCAGUGUACCUUCAGCCCGGUCAAGAGACCCAGAAAGCGAAGGCUGGAUCAUCUAAGUGCGGGACAACCGCGGCUGUUCUCUACUACAGAGUCUCUGAGUUCGAACCCAGGAGGUCAUUCUCCGCAGAUCGACUUGACACUCCCUACACCGACGACUCAGCCCAGCUAUGUCUGGCAAAGUACAAAUAUCGACCGUGGUUUCUCCACCAGUGACCCACCUUUGGCUCCAGCCCGGCACGCAUCGCCAUCGUCUGCAAAUGCAGGAGCGAUAGAACAGCCACGACUGUACAUGGACUUCCUACUUGAAAAUCGCCAGGCCUCGCAGACAUGCAAAGCCGACAACCACGCAGACCAGUUGACUACUAUAUUAGGUCCGAACCCGAAUAUAUCCUUUUUCCCUGCAAACCGCGUCCGCUCCAUCAGUCAAAGAUUACGAAAUUGCCGACUCGAGCAGCUACUAGACACCAUUCGUGAUGUGCUAGCUGCCAAGAUAAAGUCCUCUAAUGCUGUCUCCGAAACAAAUCUGUUGCGAGAGCGACGGCGAGAUUCUGAUUGUUCUCCCGGGGAACCGAGUUAUGAAAAAAUGAAGUCAUACAUCGAAACAUAUCUGCAUGCCGUUCAUCCACUCUGCCCAUUCCUAUGUCCCGGGUCAUUCAAAAGAAGCGUUGAAGCCUUGGACCUUGAGCGGAACUUAGCCACGGACAAGCCGUGGGCAGCCCUCUAUUAUGCAGUAGUGGCUAUUGGCUGUCAGUAUAAUGAUGGAGGAAGCUUUGAGCCAGGACAGGGAGAGGCAUGGUUCUACUUCGCCAAAUCGACGUCGUUUUAUCAAGACAUAAUUCUGUCCAAGGCGUGUUUGACGUCCGUGCAGAUGCUGCAGGACUGCUUCGUCAGCUGUCCAGUACCCGUGAUAAAGGAGUCUACCUUCGAAGACUACGAUUGGUUUUUCAGCUUUCUCAAAUUCGCACGUAUCCAGUCCAAGAUACACAGUAGUCUUUUCACAGUCAGCCCCGUGCCGAAACAAUCGGUAGCGCAUAGCGCAGCAAUUCCGAAUCUCCGAAAGGAGGUGGAGGCCUGGAGGAUGUCGAUUCCUCUGCGCUUCCGGCCCGGCGAGCCCCUCAAACCCAGAAUGUUGCCGGAGCCGUUGGCAAUUCAGGUAGCCCUAUUGACGCAUUACUAUUAUCUCAAUGCAGUGCUUACGCUUUCUUGGGCCCUGUUGCAUGGCGGAAACGAUACGCUGAGCAUAAGAGAACAGCUCGAGUUGAAGAAGGAGCUGAUGCGCACUGCCCGCACGGUUAUUGAGUUAACGGCGUUUAUAGAGGUUUCCCCAUCCACCCCCGUCUGGAUUCUAGCCGUAAUGCCGCUUUCUGCUCUUAUGAUACUGUUCGACCUGGUAAUUCAUAAUCCUCAGCACCCAGAGACGAACCUUAGCUUGGCUCUCCUAGAUAUCGCCAGCGGCCACUUCAGUCGCAUCGAGGUUGCCAGUAAAGCCGUCCUUCCAGGCUCUUUGAUCGCCGAGUUUGCGCACCUGGCACGGCAGUAUGUGUCUGAUACCCGAGGGGCCAGAGAUCGACAAGGCGCCGGAGCGACUGCAGAACAACAAAGUACUGAAGCAGCUACUAACGCCUCCUUUGAGCCGUGUCACCCCACAAGUACUUCUGGCAAGACAUACUCAACCAAUGUUGGAGGCCCAGGACGGUCCUCAAGAACGAAUACAUUGACCUAUUCACAAGCCCAGGUACUGCAAUCACAACCUGAGCCUGUCUUACCCUUUAUGCAGGCUGUCAAGGAUAAUUCAAUACAUCCGCCGGGUCAGAUGGAGGGUACAAGUUCUGAUGAACAACACUCUCUUUACUUCCCUAUGACUGACGAUCCGAACUACCAGCUUGGGGAUCUGGGGAAUCUUGGGAUGUUGGGGGUUGACUUAAUGCAUUUAUUUGACACGGGAUACCCAUUUGUAGGAGACGAGGGUUCUCCGGUAAUAUGA